Megalobrama amblycephala (Wuchang bream) is the source of this 3283-nucleotide messenger RNA. RefSeq lists its product as uncharacterized. The coding region runs from base 581 to 3283 and encodes 900 amino acids. The record is from RefSeq and is a predicted model, not a curated record. The transcript has 2 exons. Lineage: Eukaryota; Metazoa; Chordata; Actinopteri; Cypriniformes; Xenocyprididae. Gene Ontology annotation, biological process: DNA integration. Gene Ontology annotation, molecular function: nucleic acid binding.
UUGGGACAUUUCUGGAUGAUGCUCUUAGAGACAAAUUCGUCUGUGAACUUGCAGGAGAAGUUUAUCACAGAAGGUUACUGUCAGAGAAGGACCUUACCUUACGAAAAAAGCCUGCGAUGUUGCUGUUGCAUUAGAAUUAGCGCAAAAAGAUACCAAGCAGCUGAGUGCUCAGGUAGCCAUAAAGGACUCAAGUGUGCAUAAGGUGCAAAAUGUCUAUGGGGGCAAGCAGAAGUACAGAGGACAGGAAAAUGCUCAGUACAGGAGUAAAAAAGGGGUCCAGCAACCUUUUAACAAGCAUAAAAGCAACUGUUACAGUUGUGGAGGAGGCAACCACCAUCCCACAGAAUGUCGUUAUCGAAAUGAAAAAUGCCGCAACUGUGGAAAAAUCGGACACUUACAACGUGUAUGUAAAAAUCACAGAACACAGCGGCUAGACAAAGCUCAAUACGUGUCAGUGGACUCAUCUGGGAAUCAGUGUGCAGUGGAUGAUGAACUGUUUGAGCUCUUCACUGUAUAUUCUGCACAAGACAAGGCGGAUGGCAUUUAUAUUGAUCUACAGCUAAAUGGCACAACAGUUAGCAUGCAACUAGACACAGGAGCCUCUUUGUCUUUGAUCCCAGAAAAUAUCUAUAAAGACAAAUUGAAGGAUUGUAUGUUGCGCCAGACCUCCAUUCAUCUGGCCUCAUACACUGGAGACAAAAUUCCUGUGUUGGGUGAGAUCAAGGUUCCAGUCACAUAUGAGGGACAGCAGUGUUCACUUCCAUUGAUUGUGGUCAAAGGAGACAAGCCACCAUUGCUGGGACGUAACUGGCUCCAGAAAAUAUCCUUAAACUGGAAGGAGAUCUUCAGCUUGAGACAUGUGACACCGGUGAGUGUUCUUUCCCUCUCGGAUGUACUUGAAAAACACAAAGAGCUAUUUCACGAUGGAUAUGGCAAAAUUUGUGACUUUAAAGCAAAGGUGAGAUUGCAAGAAGGAUCUCAACCUAUCUUUCACAAACCAAGGCCUGUUCCGUAUGCUCUUAAAGAAGCAGUAGAAAAGGAACUUGAUCGCCUGGAGAGAAACGGAAUUAUCUCUCAGGUUGGAAGAAGCGAUUGGGCAGCUCCCAUUGUGGUUGUGCCAAAGAAAGACAAGACCGUUAGGCUGUGUGGCGAUUAUAAAGUCACAGUGAACAAAUGCAUUCUUGCAGAGGACUAUCCGUUACCUAACGUGGAGGAUCUUUUUGCCACCUUGGCUGGGGGAAAAGUCUUCAGUAAGAUUGAUCUGUCUUUUGCAUAUCAGCAGCUGCAGUUGGACACUGAAUCCGAGCAGUACGUUACCAUAAACGCACACAAAGGCCUGUUUAAGUACCAUCGUCUGGCCUAUGGGAUUUCCACAGCACCUGCGAUUUUUCAACACACGAUGGAUCAAUUUCUACAGGGACUUCAACAUGUAGUGUGUUUUAUGGAUGAUAUUCUGGUCUCUGCACCAUCUUCUGAGGAACAUCUGGUAGUACUGGACAAAGUACUGUCACAACUGCAACAAUAUGGAAUAAGAGUGAAGAAAUCGAAAUGUGAAUUCCUCUGUAACUCUGUGGAAUACUUGGGAUUCAAGAUUGAUGAAAAAGGAGUGCAUCCAACGGAGAGUAAGGUGGAUGCGAUUGUAAAGGCCCCUGCUCCAACAAAUAUCUCAGAAUUACGAUCUUUUCUGGGACUUUUGAACUACUACGGAAAGUUUGUGGCUAACCUUUCCACGUUGUUGCACCCACUCCACCAACUGUUGCAGGCCAAUGUAAAUAGGCAAUGGUCUUCACAGUGUGCUCAUGCUUUCAACGCCUGUAAACAGCAAUUGUUGUCAAGUAAGUGGUUAGCUCACUAUGAUCCAAAAAAGCCACUGAGACUCGCCUGCGAUGCCUCUCCCUAUGGCGUCGGUGCAGUUAUCUCACAUGUGCUACCUUCAGGGGAAGAACACCCCAUUGCGUUUGCAUCAAGGACUCUGACAGCAAGUGAAAAAAACUAUGCACAGAUUGAGAAAGAGGCCCUGAGCAUAGUCUUUGGAGUGAAAAAGUUUCACAAAUAUCUGUAUGGCCGCAAGUUCCACCUGCUAACUGAUCACAAACCUCUUCUUGCAAUUCUAGGUCCCAGAUCUGCCAUUCCAACACUUGCUGCUCUCCGUAUGCAACGGUGGGCUUUGACCUUGUUGGCCUAUGAUUAUGAAAUAGAGUACAGGCGCUCUGCGGACCACGCAAAUGCAGAUGCUUUGUCCAUAUUACCGUGUGAGACACCCUCUACAGGGGGGGAAGAGGAGACUGUGUUUCAAGUCUCACACCUAGAUGAAUUGCCAAUCUGUGCAAAGGACAUUGCCACGGAAACUAGGAGAAAUCCCUUGCUGUCAAAAGUAUUGGACCUAACCUCUGGAUGGCCCAAUCAUGUCACAGAUGAGCACUUGAAACCAUUCCUUGUAAGGAAAGACCAGCUCUCAACAGACCAGGGCUGUAUCCUGUGGGGCUCGAGACUGACCAAUGCAGAGAAGACUAUAAACCUCUUGCGUCAUAUCUGGGCUUCCUAUGGAUUACCCAAAGAGCUGGUGUCCGACAAUGGCCCACCAUUCACCUCCAGGGAGUUCGAGGAGUUCCUAAGGAAUAAUGGUGUGCGUCAUGUUCUAUCUCCUCCAUAUCAUCCAGCCACAAACGGUCAAGCCGAGCGGGUGGUACAAACCUUUAAAAAAGCAUGGCAAAGGUUACGAGCACAAUCUGUAGCCCCUAAUCUACGCCUGCCUGGCUUUCUGUUAACCUACCGCAACACUCCCCAUACAGUAACAGAAAGAACACCUGCUGAACUGUUCCUGAAAAGACAGCCUCAUAUCCGUCUCGCACUGCUAAAGCCUGAUACAUCUGCUGUUGUUCUCAAACACCAAGCGCAGCAAAAAAGUGCUCACGAUUCACCUUCGAGAAAACUCAGAUCAUUUGAGGUUGGUCAGAAGGUCAUUGUGCGGAACUGUCGACAAUCAAAUUGUGCUGGGCUUCCAGGUGUAAUCUUGUUCCAACAUGGACCUCUAACAUACCAAGUGCAAGUCGGAGAUCGUAGUGUGAAGGUACAUGUGGAUCAUCUGCUGCCAUCUAAUGCACAGGACAGAAAGGAUGUUAUGGGCAGUACCAUGGCCAAUGACUUUGCUCCUGAUGUGAGUGACAAGGGCAAUUCCAGUGUUACCCAGUCACAUAUUCCAGUGGAAACAAGGACAGUUCCCAGUCCUGAAAGAAGAUAUCCUUUUCGACAGAGAAAGGCACCUAACAGAUUAGAUUUGUAG